Molecule: messenger RNA, 1599 nt
Organism: Penicillium subrubescens
Lineage: Eukaryota; Fungi; Ascomycota; Eurotiomycetes; Eurotiales; Aspergillaceae
Exons: 2
Coding region: 1-1599 (532 amino acids)
Biological process (GO): carbohydrate transport; transmembrane transport
Cellular component (GO): membrane
Molecular function (GO): carbohydrate:proton symporter activity
Source: RefSeq, a predicted model, not a curated record
AUGGGUGGCCCCACGCUAAACCCGGAAUCGCCGUUGACUGUCGGUGCUAUGGGAAGUAGAGGCACUGGCCUGGCAUGGCUCUCAAAUUCCGGUAUCGUCAAGCUUAACUUGAUGCUUGUCUUGUUUCAAGUCUCGAGUUACGCGACGGGGUAUGAUGGGUCUAUGAUGAAUGGACUGCAGUCUCUCACUACUUGGAAGAACUUUUUUGAUAACCCUGGGGCUUCUGAGCUUGGUCUUUUGAACGCCAUACAAAAUGUCGGCCAACUUAUCACAAUGCCGGUCUGUGCCAUAAGCUGCGACAAAUUUGGCCGUCGCCCGGUGCUUUUCGUUGGCGCUUUUAUUCUCCUCAUUGGUGUUGCUCUUCAAGCUGCAGCGCAAAAUGUCGGCAUGUUCAUCGCCGCAAGAGGAAUCAUCGGCAUGGGACUCGUCCUCAACAUCACAGCCGCGCCUCUCCUUCUCUUAGAGCUGGCUUUCCCCGGACAACAGGGCCCACAGGUGGCUAUUUACAACAGUUUGUGGAAUCUAGGCGCCCUGGUUGCUGCAUGGAUCACGUACGGCACGUUCCGCAUUGAAAGUACCUGGGCAUGGCGCGUCCCGUCACUUCUUCAAGGCGUUUCUAGCGUGAUUCAACUCGGCCUCUGCUUUUUGGUCGAGGAGUCCCCGCGCUGGCUACUCAGUAAAGAGCGCGACGAAGAAGCAAGAAAGUUGAUCUGCAAGUAUCACGCCAAUGGCGAUGAUUUUGACCCGCUGGUCACACUGGAGAUGGAAGAGAUUCGCACUGCUCUCCAACUCGAGAUGGAAGCGAGACGGAAUACCUCGUACCUGACCUUUUUUGAGAAUAAGGGUAAUCUCAGGCGCUUUUUUAUCAUUUUGUCUGUGGGGUUCUUCUCUCAAUGGAGUGGUAACGGUCUUAUUUCGUACUAUCUUACCCUCAUUCUCGACUCUAUCGGCUACACGGCGGAGAGUACUCAGACUCUGAUCAACGCUCUACUUACGCUGUGGGGUAUGAUUUGGAGUCUACUUUUCGCUUUCGUCAUGAACCAUUUCGGUCGACGCACUCUCUUUCUCAUUUCAACCGCUGGUUGUCUGGUCGUUUAUGUCAUUUGGACAGCUCUUGAGGCUACCUACGAGAUGAGAACAGCGCUAGAUGGAACAGGAGGUGACGGCUAUGCAAAGGGAGUCUUGGCUAUGAUCUUCCUGUACAGCUUUUUCUUCUCCAUCGGCUGGACACCUCUUCAAGUAACAUAUUGUAUCGAGAUCUUACCAUUCGACCUGCGUGCUCGCGGUCUGGUAUUAUAUAACCUCUGCGUUGCCAUUGCUGGCAUCUUCAACCAGUACGUCAACCCGAUUGGUGUCACCAACAGCAAGUGGAAAUACUAUAUCACCUACGAUGUUUGGCUGGCCUUUGAGCUUGUGGUGGUUUACUUCCUUUUUGUGGAAACUGGCAAUAUGAGUCUUGAGGAGACUGCUGUUAUUCUGGACGGUGAGGAGUAUGAGAAUAGACUCGUCGGGACGACUGCGGCUAUUGCUGAGAAGAAACUGGGUGCUGAAGCAAAUGCCCGGGUUACGGUUGAGUCUAAGGAGGCUUCGGGAAAGUAG